This is a messenger RNA of Owenia fusiformis, 2706 nucleotides long. The record is from the annotation of a GenBank genome assembly. NCBI's taxonomy places the organism in Eukaryota, Metazoa, Annelida, Polychaeta, Sabellida, Oweniidae.
AUGAACAAAAUCGGGCCAACGGUGAACAACUCCCAAGAUACAGGUAUCAAAAUGUGGAUUCGAGGAAUAUUCUUCAGCCUGGUGAAUAUCCUGGCUUUGUCCACAGCCAUUAUAGAUAUCAUGCCACGCUUGCCACAUAUCAUACCACAACCCAAGUUUGUGGUCAUAGAGGGUGAUGUAUACAUUGUGGCAGUAUUUGCCUUAACAGAAGAAGGAUGUACAGGCAUACGCACAAACUCCGGUUACCAGUACACAGAUGCUGUCGCAUUUGCUCUAAAAAAAGUCAAUAGACAAAAGGGACAGUUUGCCGAGUUGGAUGUCAAAAUUGGUGCUAUCAUUAUGGAUGACUGUAAAGAUGCUGAACGUGGAACUCAAAUGGUUAAAGAAUUCUUAAGGGGCUAUAUAAAGAUAAAUGAUCCAACAGGCAAGCCAAUUAAUUCUUCAUUGGUUGUUGGAGUUGUUGGAUCAUCUAACAGUGAUAAAACAAUACAACUUGCUGAUUACUUGAAGACUGAAAAGACAGCUUUAGUAGCACCAUUUGCAUCAAGCCCAAAAUUAAGCAACAGAACCAGGUUCCCUUAUUUUGUUAGAACCAUACCAUCAGAUGACAAGCAGGGUCCUGCCCUGGCAGCCAUGUUGAUCCGUGUGGGUUGGUUUAAUGUGCAUGUCAUCAUUGAAGAUGGGUCAACAUAUGCAAGUGACUUGGAAAUGCAGUUCAGGACAGAAUUUUUACGAGAAGGGGGGUGUAUAUCAACUAGUCAUUUUCUUCAGAUUCAAUCAAAUUCAUCAAAUGCAGAAGCAAUCAUUUUAGCAAUUGCGGGAAACACCUCAAAGACGGAUGUAGUUCUGGUUUUAGGAAGGUUAAAUGUAUUGAGAAGCAUACUAGAAGCAAAGAAAUCGCAUAUUACAGAUAAAAAAGUCAAACGUUUAGUAUUUGUUGGAUCAGAGACAUGGGGGAAAUCGGAACAUGUGGUCCAAGGUCACGAAGAUGCUGCUAAAGGGUCAAUAUCUGUUUCUUUAUAUGGAGAGAAUGUUGCAGCUUUUGAUGCAUUUAUGGCAACUCUCAGAUAUGGGUGUUGUCCAUCCAAUCCUUUCUUCAACAAGUACUUUGAAGCUAUGCACAAAUGUCAAAACACUACCUGCCCUACCAAGGGAAGCGUAACAGAACUUGAAGAGUAUAGUCAAAGCACCUAUGUAAAGCAUGUGAUAAAUGCUGUGUAUGCACUCAGUAUAGCUACCAUGAAGAGACUAACAGAGAAAUGUGGGUCAAGAGCCAUGGCUGUAUGUCCUGAAUUUGGAACAGCAUUCGGAGAAGAGAUUAUUCAAACAAUGGGAAAUAUGUCCUUCAAGGAUGUCAAUGGCCAGAACUUUGAGAUACGUGAUUGGGAGAGUGUUAAUGGUUAUGAUAUUUUCUACUGGAAAGCAGAUGGGACUCCACGAAAGAUUGGUGAAUUAACCUCUAAAGGUGCUUCUCUUGAGAAUAAUGCAAAGUGUUUCCCAGAUGGUAAUUUCUAUGACAAUGACUCAAUGCCAGAAUCCAAGUGUCCAAACAGUGAGUACUACUGCAAAAAGUGUAAACAUGGUACAAAUCUGUUUUCAAAAUGCAAAGGCUGCAAACAGAGAAAGAUGGAAGGAUACCAAAAAUGUGUCACAUGUGUGAUACAUGGCAAAUGCAAAUACAAAUGCUUCAACUGUAUGAAAUAAUGAAUUGUUAGUGAAUAAAGACUUUGAAUGAUUGGCAAUCACACAUUUGGAGAUUCUCACUUCGUGCUGAUGAAGUAUUCUGUGCUUGAAUACCAAAUAACAAGCUAUAUUAACUGAUAUCAAGCAAUAUUAACUGAGAACGUUUGGGUUCUGGUUGUAUGAAACUAUAAAUUCUGUGUAUGGUCACUAUGCAGAAAAUUUGACAAGCAUUGAUAUGACAAUAUUCUGGUUCCUCUUCAACCAUAUGACUGAACGAAACACAAUAUGAUAAAUACCACUAUUUUUUAUCAAAAAAAAAAAAUGGCAAAAUUCAUCACAGAUUUUGGUAUGAGAUAUGGAGCAUUCAAUUACUUAAGUCACUUUACAGAACAUGGGAAGUAGUAUGUCAUUUAUGUCCGGUGGUGACAUCUUUCUGUGGAAACAAUAGUUAUGCUUCAACCAACAUAUCGUUUUUAGAUAUGAGACAACUGAAUUAUAGCUUCUAAACCUAUGAUUAAUUUCUCAUCCAUCACAACAUAGCUUGUAUUUUAUAGACAGCAUAUGUUAUGUUUCAUGUUAAAAGCCAAUAAUUCCACUACAGAUUAUUUUAAUGCUUAUAUUAGUUGCAUUCAUGUACCACUCGUAUCAAUAUAGGUAAAGUCCUUAACAUAUCGUGGGAGGGGAUACAAAACAGUUAUAUUCUGAUUUGGAUACUUUAUUUACAUAUAAUACGUUUACUUUUCUAAAAUUGAAUAUAUCAUGCUGUCUCUUAACUAUGAUCUGAGUGACUGGCAAUUUAACCUAUGGAGGACUUCACAUUUUUCAAAAAAAGGUUUUGGACUUUAAUGCGAUAAAUUGAGUUUUUGGAAUCAGUACAAUAUGCUAGUUUUAUAUACUGAUACUGAUGGUUAUUUAGCAAACAAAUCAUGUUAAUUGGUGAUGAGAAUAACUAAUGUACUAUGCCUGAGGAAUAAAGCCUUUCGUUUAUAGCUUAAAAAUCUUGUUGAUCAUUUUUAAUGACAU